GGUUGGUAGAGAUAUCCAUAGACACAGAAGAGGAUAUGGUUUAGGGGUAUUCAUGUAAUAAUACAAAACUAUAACUGCUCUGUGUAAAAUUUCCGAUUACAUAAUGUGUGAACAAAUGAUCAUGUAUUAUUGUUUACGAUUUUUCUUUUAUAAUUUAGGACGGAGAGAUUAUUCUAUUUAAAUAUAUACUAUAAAUAAAACAUAUACUAUAAACAAUUAUAGCAGAAAAAAUAAAUUACAGCAGAAAACAUGUUAUUGGUUGUUGUGUCUUGGCGUUUUCUUCUUCAUAGAUUAUGAUUAAUAGAUUGACUCAAAUUUGUUCCACGCAAUCCAGUUCAUAUUGGUCUGCUUGAUUUAUUUAACUCUAGACUGAAACACAAAUAUUCAUCUCCAUCAUAUAUUCAUAUUCAUACUUGUGUUACUUGCAAUUUUGUUGAAGUUUGAGUUGAAGAGAAAAUGGUAACAAGGAUGGUGGAUCUUCGGUCAGAUACAGUCACAAAACCAACCGAAACAAUGCGAGUUGCUAUGGCGAAUGCUGAGGUUGACGACGAUGUUCUUGGCCGUGACCCUUCAUGUGUUCAGUUAGAAAAAGAAAUGGCAAAAAUAACUGGCAAGGAAGCUGGUCUUUUUGUUCCAUCAGGCACUAUGGGAAACCUCAUAUCUGUGCUUGUUCAUUGUGAUAUAAGAGGAAGUGAAGUUAUACUUGGAGACAAUUCACAUAUUCAUAUUUAUGAGCAUGGAGGUAUUGCAACCAUUGGAGGUGUACAUUCAAGAGCAGUUAAAAAUAAUGACGAUGGCACCAUCAACAUCGAUUUGAUUGAGGCUGCAAUUAGAGAUCCAGAAGGGGAGCUUUAUUAUCCAACCACAAGGCUCAUUUGUUUGGAAAAUUCUCAUGGAAACUCUGGAGGUAGAUGCCUUUCGGUUGAAUAUACAGAAAGAGUUGGAGAGGUUGCUAAGAAGCACGGAUUGAAGCUUCAUAUAGACGGAGCUCGUAUAUUUAAUGCAUCAGUUGCACUCGGUGUUCCUGUGGAUAGGCUUGUUCGAGCAGCUGAUUCAGUAUCGGUUUGCCUAUCUAAAGGUUUAGGUGCUCCAGUUGGAUCUGUAAUUGUUGGUUCCAAUAGCUUUAUAGCCAAGGCUAGAAGGCUUAGAAAAACUUUAGGUGGUGGAAUGAGACAGGUUGGAAUCCUUUGUGCAGCUGCACUUGUUGCAUUACAAGAAAAUGUUGAAAAGCUAGAAAGUGAUCACAAGAAAGCUAGAUUUUUGGCUGAUGGAUUGAAUGAAAUUAAAGGACUGAGAGUGAACACUUCUUCUGUGGAAACCAAUAUUAUAUAUAUUGAAAUUGAAGAGAGUUCACAAACUACAGCAGCAAAGCUUUCAAAGGACUUAGAAGACUAUGGUAUCCUUGUCAUACCAAUGGGCUCAUCAAAAUUGAGAGUUGUGUUCCACCACCAAAUAUCAGAUAGCGACGCGCAGUACGCUUUGUCGUGCUUCCAGCGUGCCGUUACCGGAGAAUCAAAUGAAAAUGGCAACUAGUGGAAUAAUUUCAUGUUUGUGAACUUGCUG
Messenger RNA from Trifolium pratense (red clover), 1563 nucleotides. RefSeq names its product probable low-specificity L-threonine aldolase 1. The record is from RefSeq and is a predicted model, not a curated record. Gene Ontology annotation, molecular function: L-allo-threonine aldolase activity. Gene Ontology annotation, biological process: glycine biosynthetic process; L-threonine catabolic process. Gene Ontology annotation, cellular component: cytosol. The transcript is spliced from 10 exons. Lineage: Eukaryota; Viridiplantae; Streptophyta; Magnoliopsida; Fabales; Fabaceae. The coding region runs from base 457 to 1533 and encodes 358 amino acids.